CCGCCCGGCCGGCGGCGGAGCGAUGGCGGCGUGGUUGGCGCGCCAGCUGCUGUUGCUGCUGCUGCUGCUGCUGCUGCUCGGGCCCGCGACGCGAGGGCCCGCGCCGGCAGCUGCCGCCAAGAUGAAGGUGGUGGAGGAGCCCAACACGUUCGGGCUCAACAACCCGUUUCUGCCGCAGACCAGUCGCCUCCAGCCCAAGAGGGACCCUUCCCCCGUGUCUGGGCCCGCGCAUCUCUUCAGACUUGCUGGCAAGUGCUUCAGCCUGGUGGAGUCCACGUACAAGUAUGAGUUCUGCCCGUUCCACAACGUGACCCAGCACGAGCAGACCUUCCGCUGGAACGCCUACAGCGGGAUUCUUGGCAUCUGGCACGAGUGGGAAAUUGCCAACAACACCUUCAGGGGCAUGUGGAUGAGGGAUGGCGACUCCUGCCACUCCCGGAGCCGGCAGAGCAAGGUGGAGCUUACCUGCGGGAAAAGCAACCGACUGGCCCACGUGUCUGAGCCGAGCACCUGUGUCUACGCACUGACAUUCGAGACGCCCCUUGUGUGCCACCCCCACUCCUUGUUAGUGUAUCCGGCCCUGCCCACGGCCCUGCAGCAGAGAUGGGACCAGGUGGAGCAGGACCUGGCCGAUGAGCUGGUCACGUCCCAGGGCUAUGAGAAAUUGCUCAGGGCAGUUUUUGAGGAGGCUGGCUAUUUAAGGACCCUAGAAGGAAGCGAGUCUGCACAGCAGGAAGGAGGUGCUAAGGGCCUGGUGUUUGAGACCUUGGACAACUGCAGUAAGGCACAUAAAGAACUGUCAAAGGAGAUUAAGAGACUGAAAAGCGUGCUCACCCAGCAUGGCAUCCCCCAUGGGAAGCCUGCAGAAACUUCCAGCUCCGAGCACUUGGGCCCCAAGACACCCACAGACAGGACAGCAGAGCAGCUACGAGGUGACCCGGGACUGCGUGGGAAUACCUUGUGACCUGGGACAGGGUUGGAGGACAGAACCAGACUGUGGCAUCCUGUGUGGGAGGGGCAACCAGGCUGGGACCACGGUGCAGAGCAGAAAGGUCCUGGGCAGGUACACUGCAGCCAGAGGACGCCUUCCUCCGUGACUCCCAGGCCAGGCGGCUCACAGGUUGUGCUCAAAGAUGUAGACAAAGUAAAGAUUCAAAGUUUUAAUUAAUUCCCAUACUGAUAAAAAUAAUUCCAUGAAUUCUGUAAACCAUCGCAUAAAUGCUAUAGUGUAAAAAAACUUAAGUGUUAACAACUUUAAACAAUUCACUACCAGUAAAUGAUUAUGUGUCAUAAAUACUA
Molecule: messenger RNA, 1299 nt
Organism: Equus quagga
Lineage: Eukaryota; Metazoa; Chordata; Mammalia; Perissodactyla; Equidae
Gene: GNPTG
Product: N-acetylglucosamine-1-phosphate transferase subunit gamma
Exons: 11
Coding region: 23-964 (313 amino acids)
Cellular component (GO): Golgi apparatus
Source: RefSeq, a predicted model, not a curated record